AUUCCUCCGCCGGUGAGGGAGGUCUACCUGCAGCGGCCCCGCUCCCCGCCCUCAGUGCCCCGGGAGAUGCCAGGGAGCCCGGGGGAGGAGGAGGGCUCUGGCACAGCUGUGCAUGGGGCACUUUAAGGGUGGAACUUGCAGUCACCUGCCCGACACCCCCGGGGCCCGCGCUACCUGGGACCUCCCCCCGUCCAAGUUGUGGCUGAGCGGGAUGAUCCGGUGACAUUGAGAGCGGCGACAGCUAUGGAUGGGCACAAGUGCUGGGUGUGCGGCGGGGGCGCCCCAGUGUGACACACGUGUGCCGGGGAUGACAUAUAAGAAGCGGAGGACAUCAUGUGUGUCGGGAGCAGCCAGUGCGAGCCGCUGCGGGAAUCCUGCAGUCAGUGAGGGCGCCGAGUGACCUGUGGAGUCCCAGCAGCAGCAGCAGCGCCCACUGCACCCUGCCAGGCAGAGAAGGCGGCGGCGCCUCGCCUCCGGCCAUGGGCUCCUAGGGUGCGGGACAUGGCGAGCACCGGAGCAGUGUAGAGCCUGCACGCCCCGCGGACCCCACACUUCUACGGCUAUCCCGUGACUCUAAUACAGGGGGCUACCUGGGAGGCGGCUGCGGGGGGAGCCAUGGCUGCGGCUAUAGCCAGCUCCCUGAUCCGGCAGAAGAGGCAGGCGCGGGAGUCCAACAGCGACCGGGUGUGCACGUCCAAGCGCCGCACCAGCCCCAGCAAGGACGGCCGGUCCCUGUGCGAGCGGCAUGUGCUGGGAGUGUUCAGCAAAGUGCGGUUCUGCAGCGGCAGGAAGAGGCCUGUCAGGAGAAAACCAGAACCCCAGCUGAAAGGAAUUGUGACAAGGUUAUUCAGCCAGCAGGGAUACUUCCUGCAGAUGCACCCAGAUGGCAGCAUUGAUGGCACUAAGGACGAAAACAGCGACUACACCCUCUUCAAUUUAAUUCCUGUGGGUCUCCGAGUGGUUGCAAUACAAGGAGUCAAGGCAGGACUCUACGUGGCGAUGAAUGGCGAAGGAUUUCUCUACAGCUCAGAUGUUUUUACACCAGAAUGCAAAUUUAAAGAGUCUGUGUUUGAGAAUUACUACGUCAUCUAUUCCUCAACAAUCUAUCGGCAGCAGGAAUCUGGCCGUCAGUGGUUCUUAGGACUCAGUAAAGAAGGACAGAUCAUGAAAGGGAAUCGAGUGAAAAAGACCAAACCAUCAUCACAUUUUGUACCAAAACCUAUAGAAGUGUGCAUGUACAGAGAGCCAUCGCUGCAUGAAAUUGGAGAGAAGCAAGGACGUUCAAGAAAAAGUUCAGGGACACCAACCAUGAAUGGUGGAAAAGUUGUUAAUCAAGAAUCAACAUAGCCAAAAUCCUGCCCUGUCCUGAGAGUGAACCCUCUGGAAAGUCAGAAAUAAUACAUAUAAACUGACACAAAAGGUUUCCGCUGACUACUUUUUUGAAGUCAAGUUUUCUUCUUUGGAUAGAACAAAGAAAUGGAAAUUGAAUUGCCUCUGCAAUGUUUUAAACCAGUCAGA
Bufo gargarizans (Asiatic toad) is the source of this 1518-nucleotide messenger RNA. It is a transcript of the gene FGF12, whose product is annotated as fibroblast growth factor 12. NCBI's taxonomy places the organism in Eukaryota, Metazoa, Chordata, Amphibia, Anura, Bufonidae. The transcript is spliced from 5 exons. Gene Ontology annotation, biological process: positive regulation of protein phosphorylation; cell differentiation; fibroblast growth factor receptor signaling pathway. Bases 616 to 1347 code for a protein of 243 amino acids. Gene Ontology annotation, molecular function: growth factor activity; fibroblast growth factor receptor binding. Gene Ontology annotation, cellular component: cytoplasm. The record is from RefSeq and is a predicted model, not a curated record.